Myotis davidii is the source of this 1781-nucleotide messenger RNA. Its product is annotated as short transient receptor potential channel 5-like. Gene Ontology annotation, molecular function: store-operated calcium channel activity; inositol 1,4,5 trisphosphate binding. Gene Ontology annotation, biological process: regulation of cytosolic calcium ion concentration; calcium ion transmembrane transport; manganese ion transport. Lineage: Eukaryota; Metazoa; Chordata; Mammalia; Chiroptera; Vespertilionidae. Bases 40 to 1023 code for a protein of 327 amino acids. The record is from RefSeq and is a predicted model, not a curated record. Gene Ontology annotation, cellular component: cation channel complex; membrane. The transcript has 4 exons.
GCAGAUAUUGAGUGGAAAUUUGCAAGGACAAAGCUCUGGAUGAGUUACUUUGAUGAAGGCGGUACCUUGCCACCUCCUUUUAACAUCAUCCCUAGUCCUAAGUCAUUUCUAUACCUUGGCAACUGGUUUAAUAACACCUUCUGCCCAAAAAGAGACCCUGAUGGUAGACGGAGAAGGCACAACCUGAGAAGUUUCACAGAACGCCAUGCUGACAGCCUGAUACAGAAUCAACAUUAUCAGGAAGUUAUCAGGAAUUUAGUCAAAAGAUAUGUGGCUGCUAUGAUAAGAAAUUCCAAAACAAAUGAGGGACUAACAGAAGAAAAUUUUAAGGAGUUAAAGCAGGACAUCUCCAGCUUUCGAUAUGAAGUGCUUGACUUGUUAGGAAAUAGAAAACACCCAAGGAGAAGUUUUUCCACCAGCAGCACUGAAUUCUCUCAGAGGGAUGAUACCAAUGAUGGCAGUGGUGGGGCUCGGGCCAAAUCCAAGAGCGUCUCUUUCAGUUUAGGCUGCAAGAAAAAGGCCUGCCAUGGGCCACCUCUCAUCAGAACCACACCAAAAGCCAGUGGUGCCCAAGGAAAGUCAAAAGCUGAGUCAUCAAGCAAACGCUCCUUUAUGGGUCCUUCUCUCAAGAAACUGGGUCUCCUCUUCUCCAAGUUUAAUGGUCAUAUGUCUGAACCCAGUUCAGAGCCAAUGUACACAAUUUCUGAUGGAAUUGUUCAGCAGCACUAUAUGUGGCAAGACAUCAGAUAUUCUCAGAUGGAGAAAGGGAAAGCAGAGGCCUGUUCUCAAAGUGAAAUUAACCUCAGUGAGGUAGAAUCAGGUGAAGCCCAGGGAGCUGCUCAGAGCAGUGAAUGUCCUCUAGUCUGUUCCAGCUCCCUUCACUGCGCAUCCAGCAUCUGCUCUUCAAAUUCAAAACUUUUAGACUCCUCAGAGGAUGUGUUUGAAACUUGGGGAGAGGCUUGUGACCUGCUCAUGCACAAAUGGGGCGAUGGACAGGAAGAACAAGUUACAACUCGGCUCUAAGUCAAGCCCCUAUCACCUGUUUUGGAACUCAGCCGAAAAUUUGUAACUUCCUUAUUCUCAGAAGUGACAGGAUAUAAUCCCCUUACUGCCCCCAUUCCCAGAUAGGAGAGUAAAACGCCUAUUAUUUUCACCAUCUUUUAUAGCCACAUUCUCCAUUUUGUUGUUCUUCUUGUUAUUAUUAUAUUACUAUGAUUUGCCUUUGUAUUCCUAUAAGUCCAUUUCACAACCAAUAGAAGGGGUGUGUGCCCCUAAUCAGCAGAGGUGCAGUGGGGUGCUUAACCCUUUGGCUUUGCUUUUCUUAUCCUUGCUUCCUUGAAGCUCCAGGUGCCACUUUGCUACUGUUGCUGCCGCACAGAUUCCUGACCUUCUGAAUCUCACACCAUUUCCCCACAGGGCUGAAAGUUGUGCUCAGCCAUCCCCACCAGCUAUCAGAUAAGGCAAACAAACCUGCCUAUAUUUCUUACCCUUCCGUGCUCCAUGCUGCCCAUUUUGGUUCAAUAAACAGCAUCAAAGGGAGCCUGAACAACCUGCAAAGAAGUGUCAGCUUGUGGUUUCUAGGUAUAACUGGCCUUUUUGUUGUUUUCACUUUUAAACACUACAACUUCUCCUUAUUGUGGGGGCUGUUGAGGUUUUUUUUUCCCUUUAAAUAUGUGCUAGUUUCCUAAUGUCUGCCAAUGAAUAUCUUACCCCAUAGUAUAUGUCAUAUCUAAUAAGUUAGUGAAUUCCUUUCUUGUGUUUGUGUAUUUCACUUAACUUAC